Thyridium curvatum is the source of this 2106-nucleotide messenger RNA. RefSeq lists its product as uncharacterized. Bases 1 to 2106 code for a protein of 701 amino acids. Gene Ontology annotation, cellular component: nucleolus. NCBI's taxonomy places the organism in Eukaryota, Fungi, Ascomycota, Sordariomycetes, Thyridiales, Thyridiaceae. Gene Ontology annotation, biological process: regulation of translation. The transcript has 2 exons. The record is from RefSeq and is a predicted model, not a curated record. Gene Ontology annotation, molecular function: mRNA binding.
AUGGCUACCAAGGGAAUAAAGGCCGGCGACAAGCGGAAGGCCUCGGCGAACGAGAGGAUCAGCUCCAAAGCGCCUCCCAAGAAGGCCAAGAUUGACUCCAAGAGGAAGCCUUUGGAGGAUGAGCUCUCAGACGACAAUGGCGAGAGCAGUGGGUUUUCCGACUCCGAGGACGGCGGCGCUGCCUUGGAAUCCCAGAGGAAUGAUGCCCAGAAGGAGAACAAGUUCAACAAGGCCAAGACUGGCGGCAAUGACAACAAUGGUAACCUCGACAGGACCGGAAUGACGUCCAGAGAAUCGCACGCCAAGCAGAAGCAACUAGCUCAGGAGCGCAAGGCAGCCAAGCCCCUAGCAGACGAGCUCGCCCGGACAAAGAAGCUGUGGGAGAAGCUGAGGAGGAAGUCUCAUGUGCCCAAGGACGAGAGGCAGAAGCUCGUUGACGAGCUCUUCACCAUCAUCACCGGUCGCAUCAAGGAUUUUGUCCUGAAGCACGAUGCCGUGCGGGCUGUGCAGACCGCCAUCAAGUACUCGACCCCUGACCAAAGGAAGCAGAUCGCCAAAGAGCUCCAGGGCACCUAUGCGCAGCUCGCCGAGAGCAGGUAUGCCAAGUUCUUGAUCGGAAAGCUGCUUACCCAGAACGACAAUGAAAUCAGGGAUAUUAUCAUCCCCGAGUUCUAUGGCAAGGUUCGCAAACUCAUCAACCACCCGGAGGCAUCCUGGAUUCUCGACGACAUCUACCGGGGCGUGGCAACGAAGCAACAGAAAGCUAUCAUGCUGCGCGAAUGGUACGGGCCCGAGUUUUCUCUGUUCAAGCAGGGCGCCGGGGCUGCGGAUGGCGAAGUCAGCCCCAAUCUUUCACAAAUUCUGGAGGCAGAACCGAGCAAGCGAGGUCCCAUCCUGAAGCACCUGCUGGACAUGGUCAACUCGCUCAUCCAGAAGAAGAUGACGGGCUUCACCAUCCUGCACGAUGCCAUGCUUCAGUACUUUCUGAACCAGAAGGAGGGUACAGCGGAGCAGAAGGAGUUCAUGGAGAUCAUCAAGGAGGACGAGAACGGUGACCUACUAAAGAACAUGGCUUUUACCAAGUCUGGUGCCAGGUUAGUCUGCCUGCUCCUUGCCUAUGGCAGUGCCAAGGACCGGAAGCAGAUCUUGAAGGUAUACAAGGAUACGUUCCAGCUAAUGUGCGGCGAUCCGUACGGCCACGUUAUCAUCCUCGCUGCUUACGACUUGAUCGACGACACCGUUCUUACUUCCAAGACCAUCUUCCCCGAAAUUCUCGGCAAGAAUGAGGCGAAGGAAGUUGAGAAUAUCAUCUUCUGUGCCAAUGAUCUGAACGCCAGGACCACUAUUCUGUAUCUUUUCGAGGGACCCUCCAAGGCGCUAUUCCCUGCCAGCCAUGCUCAGGAUCUUGAGAUCCUCAAGGAGAUCCACGAGAUCAGGAAGACUACCAGCAAGAAGGACCCGGAGACCAGGCGCAAGGAGCUCAUCGCAGCGGCGUCAUCACAGCUGCUUGCUGCCAUUACUGCGUCGCCGAAUGACCUGGUCUCCACCUCCUUCGGUUGCCAGAUGAUCACGGAUGUGCUCCUGACUGCCAGUGGCGAUAAGUCGGAGGCACUCGAGGCAGUCGCUGCUACCGCAGCAGGCGAGCCGGUCGCCCAAGAAGCUGACGAGACCUAUACACGUGUGCACAUCUCGCAGACCCCUCACGGCGGCAAGAUGUUCAAGACUCUUAUCGCAGGCGGCCGCUUCGACAAGGAGGCCGGCAAGGUCGUCACCGUCGACCCGCCCCUGAAGUUUGCCGACAUCCUCUACCCCCACAUCAAAGACCACGUCGUCUCGUGGGCCACGGGGCCGAGUUCGUUUGUGCCCUUGGCGCUGCUCGAGGCCGAGGACUUCUCCAGCAAGGCCGAGUUGAAGAAGACGCUGAGCAAGAGCAAGAAGGUGCUGCAGCAGGCCGCGACGGAGGAGACGGCGGAGCAGAAGGCCAAGAGGGAAGCGCACGAGAAGGAGGCUGAGAGCAAGGCGGGCAAGAAGGGCAAGAAGAAAGGCGCCAAGCAGGAGCGUGCUGUGGGCAAUGCUGGGUCAAGGUUACUUUUGGAGAAGCUUUGA